Emericellopsis cladophorae is the source of this 2007-nucleotide messenger RNA. Its product is annotated as Cleft lip and palate transmembrane protein-like protein. The coding region runs from base 1 to 2007 and encodes 668 amino acids. Lineage: Eukaryota; Fungi; Ascomycota; Sordariomycetes; Hypocreales; Bionectriaceae. The record is from RefSeq and is a predicted model, not a curated record. Gene Ontology annotation, cellular component: endomembrane system; membrane. The transcript has 2 exons.
AUGGCCGACCAAGUUCUGCCGCGACGCCCUGCUAACCAGGCGCAGGCUGCUGAAGCUGGAGGAGGCAUGAGCUUCAACAAGCUGCUCCUUGGAGGUGCUGUCUACUUCGGCCUCAGCUUCUUCAUGAAUUGGUACACCAAGAAGGAACAGACGGGCAUCACAGUCACUGAUACCAACACCGGAAACCUGAUCACGGUCCCGAGCAACAUUGGCACGAUCCCGCCCUACCAAUUUCGACCAGAUCGCCUCAACGAGGGAGCGACAUACCGGGCGAUUCCCAAGACUGUUGCGCCCAUCUGGGCUCAAGAUACCCAUGUCGACAUCACUGUUACUCUGGCGCCAUCCUUCAACGCGGUUCCUCUCUCGAACACUCCUGAAGAGUAUGUGGUGAUGCAAGAGAAGGGCUUCCACAUCAACAACUACACCGACAAGCGGGUCAUUGAGACGACAUUCCCCGUACCCAAGGCCGUCCAGAAUAACGGAACCCUAUGGGGUCAUUUCUAUAUCGGCCUUCCGGGCAGUGUACUCGACCCUAAACAGCCUGGCUACGACCCCGGGCACGCGUACCACUUUGCCUAUCCGCUGACCCAGUACCUACCGAAGAAGAAGAUCGCCAAGGUUCGCAAUCUGCUGGACGACGUUCCCGGGCGGGAUAAGAUCGAAGAGCAGGAAGAGGAGGAGGUUAGGCAGAAGGGACCGAUUAUUGCCAACUACUACCACCCGAACGCUAGCUUUGCUUUCGUCCCGGAUCUUGGCGUGAAGGAACUCAAUGCUCUGCCCCCGGCUGCGAGACACUAUCUACAGCUGGAAGCUUCGGGUGCCCGUGAUGGCACCGGCCAAAAUGGAUGGUACUACCCGAUGCUGUUCAUCAACACCUUCUGGCAGCUCAACAGCCACAUGAUGCUCCUCAACGAGACUGUCACAGAGCUCCCCCUACGCAUCGAUCUCAACAACAUGGCCAGCUGGAAGUUUCAGCUCCUGGCCAACAUUGAGUUCAAUUCAAAAGAGUCCGCCCGCCAGGCUGCUUUUGGCAACUCCAUCUCGGCCACCGGAGACGGCAGCGAGAUUGAGAUGGUCAAGGAAAUCUUCAUUGAUACGAACCCGAUCCUCCUUGGCAUCACGGCUUUUGCCAGCAUUGCUCACAUGUUCCUCGAGAUGCUCGCCUUUGGUUCCGACAUUGCACACUACCGCAAGAAGAAGGACAAUGUCGGUAUCUCGGUCCGCUCCAUCUUGGCCAACGUCUUCAUGCAGACAAUUAUCUUCCUCUACCUGCUCGACAACCAGCAGAACACGAGCUGGAUGAUUCUGGGACAGCAGGUCAUUGGCAUCCUCAUUGAGUUCUGGAAGAUUACAACUGUCGUGGACGUUCGCAUUCGUCCGUCGGACGGCAUUUUACCCUACAAGAUUGCCUUUGAAGACAAGACGAAGCUCACCGAAACCGAGGAGAAGACCAAGGAGUACGACGAGAUUGCCUUCAAGUACAUGUACUACGCGGCUGUCCCUCUGCUCAUCGCGUACGGCAUCUACUCCCUCCUCUACGACAGCCACAAGUCGUGGUACUCGUACAUCAUUACGACUCUCGUCGGCUCGGUCUACGCAUACGGUUUCCUCAUGAUGGUCCCGUCGCUCUACAUCAACUACCGACUCAAGAGUGUCGCUCACAUGCCGGGCAAGGCCAUGAUGUACAAGUUCCUCAACACCUUCAUUGACGACCUGUUCGCCUUCACCAUCAAGAUGCCCCUGCUGCACCGUCUUGCUACGUUCCGCGAUGAUAUUAUCUUUUUCAUCUACCUGUACCAGCGCUACGCCUACAGGAUAGACUACUCUCGUGUCAAUGAGUUUGGUCAGGGUGGCGAGGAUGAGGCUGAAGACAAGAUCGAGGCCAAGGGCAAGGAACUGGCAGCUGAAAAGGUUGAGGAGCUUGAGGCCAAGGGCAAAAAGGUCGUCGAGGAUGCCAAGGCCAAGGCCACCGGCGCCGACGCUGGGAAAGCGAAGAAGAGGAAGUGA